Molecule: messenger RNA, 1056 nt
Organism: Raphanus sativus (radish)
Lineage: Eukaryota; Viridiplantae; Streptophyta; Magnoliopsida; Brassicales; Brassicaceae
Product: glutathione S-transferase T3-like
Exons: 2
Coding region: 13-1056 (347 amino acids)
Source: RefSeq, a predicted model, not a curated record
AUUCCUUUAAAAAUGGCCUCAAUUCGCUCUCAAUCAUAUUCUAUUGAAGAAGAUAAACACUUAUGUCAUGUGUAUCUUGAUGUUUCUCAAAAUCCAAUCAUAGGGAUAAACCAAUCAGGCGAUCAGUUUUGGACAAGAGUUCAAACUGAAUAUGAAAAAUCUGAGAUUUCUCUUACCCAACCAAGACCGAGAAGAUCUUUGCAAACCCGAAUGACGACAAUUCUUUCUGCAGUCUCCAAGCUGAGAGGAUGUUUUAACCAGAUUGAAAAUAAAAAUCCCAGCGGUGCUUCCGAACAAGACAUUUUAAACCAAGCGAAGAUGUUAUUGACACAAGAUGUCAAAUACAAGAAAGGGUUCAAAUUUGAUCACGUCUGGCCAAUCCUUAAAGGUAUUGAAAAUUUUUCAAAUAACCACAGCAACAGAGCCAUUGCAUUCUCAGAAGAAAGUCGUAAUGCCAAAUCGUCUUCAUCAAACCAAGAUGAGUCAUCGCCAUCCCUUGGUAUGAAUUCCUUCGAUCUAAAUUUAAAUAGUGAAGAAUCCGGUGGUAAUUUAUCAAAGAGACCAAUGGGUGUGAAAAAAGCAAAGAAAAAACAACACUCUAAUGAACAAUUUAAACAAAUGAUGGAGCAAAAUGAUAAGCUUCUAAAAGCUAUGGUUAAAGGUACUUCUGAAAGAAACGAAAUUAAAAGACAGAAAGUAGAGUUACAAAGAAAGAAACAUGAGCGAAAAAUGUUACUCGCGGAUUUGAGUUCUAUAACUGAUCCAGCAAGACGUGCGUAUAUUGAAAAUGAAAGAGCGGUGAUUCUAAGUAAAGGAGUACCAACAACCCAAUAUGAAGAACACGGAGAAGGUUCUCAAAGCCAAUAUCAUGGAUCCCAAUAUCGAGCAUAUGAAGCUCAAAGAGACCAAGCUCAAGGGGAUCAAGCUCAAGGAAGUCAAGUUCAAGGACAACAACCUCAAGAUGAAGACCCAAAAUCACCAAGUGAGCAACAAGAUUUUUCUCAGUACUAUAAUUUGCUUAGCGGAGACGGAAAUGGAUUUCCCGGAAUUUAUUAG